Molecule: messenger RNA, 1935 nt
Organism: Glossina fuscipes
Lineage: Eukaryota; Metazoa; Arthropoda; Insecta; Diptera; Glossinidae
Gene: Rpe
Product: ribulose-phosphate 3-epimerase
Exons: 2
Coding region: 341-1024 (227 amino acids)
Biological process (GO): carbohydrate metabolic process; pentose-phosphate shunt, non-oxidative branch; pentose-phosphate shunt
Cellular component (GO): cytosol
Molecular function (GO): metal ion binding; D-ribulose-phosphate 3-epimerase activity
Source: RefSeq, a predicted model, not a curated record
CAAACUAACGCAAAGCGUGAACAAUGUGGCCUACGCCUGAUUUGUCAGAUUUGAGAGAGCGUUUCUCGCGGGUCUUGUGCGUACGUACAGCAAAAAUAUCGAAAGUCAAAAAUGAAACGUAGCUAACACCAUACAUUAAUAUUGCUUUGUUUUGUGCCUUAUUGUUCAUGUGUGAUUUCGUUGUAUGGUUUCUUAUUUACACGUGCGCUAACAUCGUUUAACAGUAUAUGUAAUUCUACCGUGGCGAAAAGUGCGAGGACUGUGAUAUUUGUCUUAAUUUACUUGAUUGCAAGGAUUAAAAGUUCAAAACUUUUAAAUAAAAAAAAUUUUGUUCAUAAAAAUGUCGCUAGUGCCUAAAAUAGGCCCUUCAAUAUUAAAUGCUGACCUUUCUGAUUUGGCUAGUGAAUCUCAGCGUCUACUGGAUAAUGGUGCGGAUUAUUUGCAUUUAGAUGUUAUGGAUGGUCAUUUUGUGCCUAAUCUUACAUUCGGGCAUUCUUUGGUGAAGUGUUUGCGUCGCAAAAUUAAAGAUACUGCAUUUGAAACGCAUAUGAUGGUUACUAAUCCACAGCAAUGGAUCCAACAUAUGGCUGACGCUGGUGUUAACAUAUACACGUUUCACGUAGAACCCGUGCAAAGUGAUAUACCAGAAAUAUGUCGACAAAUUCAAGAAGCUGGUAUGCAAGUGGGUUUGGCAGUAAAACCAGGCACAGGAGUUGAAGCUGUUCAACAGUAUAUCGACCUAGCCGAUGUCGUACUGGUUAUGACAGUAGAACCUGGAUUUGGUGGCCAAGCUUUCAUGAGAGACAUGAUGCGUAAAGUGCGGUGGUUAAGAGAACAUUACCCAAAUUUGAAUAUUGAGGUAGAUGGAGGUGUUGGACCCGGAACUAUUGAAUACUGUGCGAAGGCUGGGGCUAAUAUGAUAGUUUCCGGCACAGCUCUGAUAGAAGCCAAUAAUCAAAAAGAAGUUAUUAAUUUAUUAAGAUCUACAGUACAAACUUAUACUACGCCUAACACCAAUUUAUAAUAAAAUUUUAAAAUUACACCACGUUUACAUAUAUUUAAAUAUGACGCAGGAAUCUUUAGAAUCUUUUGCUAAAAGUAGUUGGUUUUUCAAUUCAUACUCUUCGAAAUUUUAAUUUUAAAAGUGGAAGAUCAUCCCAAGGGAUAAAUUGCUGUUUUUGUCAUCUACGCACAUUGAUACACUUCUGUCUCUAAUAUUGAUUCAAAUAUGGUUUCCUCGGUCCAUUUCAACACCGAUUCACUGAUUUCUUAUGUUUGUACUCAUUAUUAUUAUAUUCUUACAUUUAUUACAUUAUUGUUUUUUGUGGAUCGUUGGAUUCGAUUCAAAUUCGCGAUGAUUUACCUGACUAUAGCGGUUAAACGUCGUAAAAUAUAAAUCUAUAAUUCAGAGAUUUAACAACAGGGCCGUAAUUAGGCUAAGUAAAAAAGGGUAACAAAAAUUUUAGGAGGAAAGAAAGAAGAAGGAUUCAAUGUGGUGAAAUUUAUAAUUAAGCAAUGUAUUUGUAUUAAUGAAACAAGUUAAUUUCUUUGAAAGAGAGAGAGUCAUUGUAGACUUCGAAAGGACUAUUUAAAUCUUUACGUAUUUUAAAAAAGUUAAAUGACUUUCUUAUAUUUUCAAAUGCUCGGCAGUUAAAAUCUUCGGCCGCUUCUUUUAUGUGGCACCUUCUACAUUUGGCAUUCAGCGGAGAUCCAACCAUUUCCGAAUAGAACUUACAUCCACUUAUGCGCCUGUUUAGCAUUUGAAUCUCACACGAAGUGGCGAUGGCCAGUAGUCCGAGGCGAAGUUUGGAUUAGUUUUCACAUCACAUCCCAUUUUCACAUCCAUUAUUUUAGAAUUGGGAAAUUAUAUUUAUAAAAAUACAAUUUGCUUCUUUAGGAGUAUAUAGUAUAGAAAAAAAAUGUGCAUUAAUUUCA